Molecule: messenger RNA, 1365 nt
Organism: Sphaerodactylus townsendi
Lineage: Eukaryota; Metazoa; Chordata; Lepidosauria; Squamata; Sphaerodactylidae
Gene: HM13
Product: histocompatibility minor 13
Exons: 8
Coding region: 77-910 (277 amino acids)
Biological process (GO): membrane protein proteolysis
Cellular component (GO): lumenal side of endoplasmic reticulum membrane; membrane; cytoplasmic side of endoplasmic reticulum membrane
Molecular function (GO): aspartic endopeptidase activity, intramembrane cleaving
Source: RefSeq, a predicted model, not a curated record
CGUGUCCCUGGCGGCGAGCGAGGCUGCUUCCGCCGGGCCGGAAGUGCGGGCUGGGCUGGGCAGGGGACAGGCGGCGAUGGAGCAGGCCGAGGCGCACAACGGCAGCUUGGCCGGGGAGGCUCCCGCGGCGGGGCCGGCCAGGCCCCCCGCCACCCCGGAGGGCAUGGCCUUGGCCUACGGCAGCCUGGUGCUCAUGGCCCUCCUGCCCAUCUUCUUCGGGGCGCUGCGCUCCGUCUCCUGCGCCAAGGGGAAGAAUUCCUCAGACAUGCCAGAGACCAUCACCAGCCGAGAUGCGGCCCGCUUUCCUAUUGUUGCCAGCUGCACCCUCCUGGGCCUCUAUCUCUUCUUCAAGAUAUUCUCUCAAGAAUACAUCAACCUACUGCUGUCCAUGUACUUCUUCGUCCUUGGAAUCUUGGCUCUUUCUCACACCAUCAGCCCCAUGAUGAACAGGUUCUUCCCAGCCAACUUCCCCAACAAACAGUACCAGCUUCUCUUCACUCAGGGCGCCGGGGAGGCCAGGGACGAGAUCGUGAAUUACGAAUUCGACACCAAGGACCUGGUUUGCCUGGCCAUGAGCAGUGUCGUCGGCGUCUGGUACCUGCUGAGGAAGCACUGGAUCGCCAACAACCUCUUUGGGCUAGCCUUCUCUCUCAACGGCGUGGAGCUGCUCCACCUGAACAAUGUCAGCACCGGCUGCAUUCUGCUCGGCGGCCUCUUCGUCUACGACGUCUUUUGGGUCUUCGGCACAAACGUGAUGGUGACUGUUGCCAAGUCAUUCGAGGCGCCCAUAAAACUGGUUUUCCCCCAAGAUCUGCUGGAGAAAGGCCUGGAGGCCGACAACUUUGCCAUGCUGGGCCUGGGAGAUAUCGUCAUUCCAGGUGAGAGAGAUACACACCUGCGCGAAUCCUAAUCUGGCACGCAAAGCCUGCCCCUGCCCAGAGUGUCUGUGGGGAGGCGCAAUAUGCAUGUCUGCCACAAGAGGGAACCAUAACCCAACAGAUCUAGGAACAGAAGAAUUAAGUUCUCCCUCUAUGCUUAGUCUGUCUGUCUGUCUGUCUGUCUGUCUAUCUAUUUUUUUAUUUAUACCCUGCCUUCACCCCCCACCCCCCAUGGGGACCCCACGUGGUUUACGUCAUUCUUUCCUCCAUUUUGUCUUCACGACAACCCUGCCAAGUUAGCUACAGUUUGGUAGCGCUGUAGGUCUGCUGUAGAAGAGCUAGAUUUGAGUGCAGUAGCGCCUUAGAGACCAGCAUGAUUUUCUAGGGUACCAGCCUGUGAGUUCACCCUCAAAAGCUCACAUCCUAGGAACCUUGUUGGUCUUCCAGAUGUCACUAGACUCCGAUAGAGCCUCCAGAAGUAAGUCAU